CACCGGUUCAAGACGCUAAUUUCACAUUCCAACUCCCAAUUCCAAACCAGAGUUUGAGAGAGAGAGAGAGAGAAGUAUCAAUUGGCGGAGCUUCAAAGUUCAAACCCUUGAAUCACCGUACUUUCUGGGUUUUUCUGUACCAAAAUCACAUCUUUAGUUGCAAUCUAUGUUGUCGGAGCUCAGUUACUAAGUUAACGAGAGAUAGUGAUGUGCUGGAUCAUAUUAAUUGCUAAUUUUGCGGGUAUCAUUGCUUGAUCAUCAUCAAAUUCAAUGUCCAAGAUUAUGGAUCUAAAUGGUGUGAGUGACGAGACAUCUAACAGAAGGAUUUACGUUGGUAACAUUGAUCAUAGAAUUUCCGAGGCCACUCUCCUAAAGAUGUUCUCUCCAUAUGGAAAAAUUGAAUCUGAGGACUUCUUGUUGCACACCCGAGGACCAAAGCGAGGAGAACCACGUGGCUUUGCUUUUGUCCAAUAUAGCACCAAAGAGGAAGCUAGACUAGCCAAGGAGAAGAUGCACGGGAGGCUGGCUUGUGGACGACCUUUGGUUAUACGCCUUGCUAGUGAGAAAUCUGCUGCAGAAACAGCUGAAAAUUCAUCUAAAGUUGCCGGAGUUGUCAGCAGAUCAACCCAUUCCGGCAGCUCUUCUGGACAAAUGAGCCGAAGUGCAAAAAUUGCCGCAAUCAAAAACAAAUUGAAGCUAUUGGAAGAAGAUGGCAACAGAGCAAAGAAGCAAAAGCAGGUUGAGCACAUUUCAUCAUAGCUCUUUAACAUUGGUUUUUUUUUAUUUAUCUUCCACCGUUUCAGUUGGAGCGAUAAUAGCAGCAUUUAUGUGCUCUGCUCAGUUGAUGAUUAUGACAGUGUGACGGUGUUUAUGCACCUUGCCGUUUCUAUUGGUAAAUUAGAAAUUGUUUUGGUGAAUUCUUACUUGCAUUUGCGUGGCGAGCACAUGUAUCGGCCAGACACUUAAAAAUGGGCCGGGUCCAACCGGGUCGGGCCGGGUCCUGGACCCUUGCCCAUCCCUAUGUAUCGUGCAUUAUAUACAUCCUUUAAGUGGGAAUGAAUGCUCUAAUGCUAGAAAUCAAGUUUUAUGAAAGAUUUGGUUUGCAA
Messenger RNA from Spinacia oleracea (spinach), 1106 nucleotides. RefSeq lists its product as uncharacterized. The record is from RefSeq and is a predicted model, not a curated record. The transcript has 5 exons. Gene Ontology annotation, molecular function: RNA binding. The coding region runs from base 271 to 759 and encodes 162 amino acids. NCBI's taxonomy places the organism in Eukaryota, Viridiplantae, Streptophyta, Magnoliopsida, Caryophyllales, Amaranthaceae.